This is a messenger RNA of Gigantopelta aegis, 1076 nucleotides long. RefSeq lists its product as uncharacterized. Bases 322 to 1074 code for a protein of 250 amino acids. The record is from RefSeq and is a predicted model, not a curated record. The transcript has 4 exons. NCBI's taxonomy places the organism in Eukaryota, Metazoa, Mollusca, Gastropoda, Neomphalida, Peltospiridae.
UAACAGCUUGUUUAAGGGCUUCGAAACCAAUACCACGAGGACUCAUUUCCAUUUAUAGAGAAUUAUAGAGCAUGAGCACACUGACAGCAAAGUGGACUUGCCAUUUGUGCCACCAAAAGCCAUCAAAGUACAGCAUACCAAGCCUUGAGGCCCAGGAAGCUUCCAAAAAGACCCGGAUAUUUGUGGAUGGUGAUUUCUGGAUUAUUUUGAGGUGCAGUGGAUGUUCCUUAGCCUUUCAUGCCAGCUGUGCACUCUACGAGGUGGAAGUAAUAUUGACUGAAGAAGAUACAGAAGUUCUGUGCGACUAUUGUGCUUCCUAAUAUGGACCAAUGUACCAACAAAGAAGCCACCAAAGUGCUGUUGAACAUAAACAUAAAGGGAGUAAAUAAGGAAAUUGCCUGCUCGAAGAAUGUUGCUGAUAUUUUGCUGUGUCCAGCAACUGAUCCUGCCAUUAAAGAAACGCUGAUACAGAAUCUGUUACAACCAACAACACUACCAGCAAAGAUGGAAGAUGAUCCUCAAAGUUCUCUGCAUUUCUGGAAGGAAAAUGAAGAGGAUCACCUUAUAGAGCUUCGACAUCAGCGAAUGGACGAUUUUAAUAAAACCAGAAAUCAUGCGUCACUUUGGAAUGAUAUUGUGAAAGAACUUGAGCGUAUCGGUUGCAAGGUAACCUCACAACAGGCAUCUAACAAAUAUGCUAGUUUAAAGAAAAAAUGGAAGGAAAUCAUUGACUUGCCUACAGGUUCUGAAGCCCGUUACUUCAGACAUAAAGCUGCAUUCGACAAUCAGUUUGGUAUGAAAGCAAGUACGCGACCCAAAUAUACUGUGGACACUGAGGAAACGAAUAUUGGAAAUGACAAACAACAAAGUGAAAAUGAUAACGAGCAAACUGGUGCAAAGAAAAAGAAAUGUAAGCCAACCAAGCGCAAAUCCCAGGAACUGUUUGACUUCCUGACACACAAGCACGAUGACUUUAAGGAAGACAUGAAAAAUAUGCACAGUGACAAGAUGAGACGCAUGGAUAGACUGCUUGACUUGUAUGAAAGGGAGGUUGAUGCUUCAUCUACUAAAUAAGU